CACGCCGUCGUCGCUCGGAGAGGAUUUCCCAUUGUGGCGCGCGUGUUGUUUUGUGUUCAUUCGUCAGCUGUUCGCCGCAUCAGACGCGUGCACACCGCUGUAUUGUUCGCACGCACGUAUCGGUGCUUGGCGUUUUUUUUCCGUUUUUCUUGUCGCCGUCCGUCGUUUCCUCGUCGAGUAUCCUUCGCCGACAGCGAGUCGACUUAAUAACGUGUGGCCUGCGAUAUCGUCUCAAACACUGUCCACCGCCGCCGCCGUCGUCACAGCGACUCGCCGACAGACGACACUGUAGCUGCCGUCGUCGUCCGCGCAGUUACAUUGAAUGCAUAUUUUGAACUUCAUGUUUCAACCCGUAACCGAGUACUGCUGACUAGAGCACCAUGGUCAAGACGUUUCAGGCGUAUCUGCCGGACUGCCACAGGACAUACUCUUGCAUUCAUUGCAGAGCACACCUGGCAAAUCACGACGAACUUAUAUCCAAGUCUUUUCAAGGCAGUCAAGGAAGAGCAUACCUUUUCAAUUCUGUUGUAAACGUUGGAUGCGGUCCAGCAGAAGAAAGGAUUUUGUUGACCGGACUACAUGCAGUCGCCGAUAUAUAUUGUGAAUGCUGUAAGACCACCCUGGGUUGGAAAUACGAACACGCGUUUGAAUCCAGCCAGAAAUAUAAGGAGGGCAAGUACAUAAUCGAAAUGGCACACAUGAUCAAAGAAAACGGCUGGGAGAGUCCGCCGAAGAAAUGAACUCCUAUCGUCUUUCAAGCUAUCUCUCUAUCUCUUUGUCUUUCCCGUCAUGCGUUUCUCUCGUCAAAUUCUCUUUGUUUUUCCAUAUCCAUUCUCCUCCGCCUAUCCAACUACGCCGAAAUUCACUCUCUCUUUUUUUUUAUUAUUAUUAUUAAUCCAAUCUCGAAAAGUUUGACGUUUUUCCGGACAAUCUGUUGUUGAUAUUGCCAACAAAAUGUUCACCGUAUAACCGCGACAAAAUAUGUUGCCGCACAGUUAUGGCCACAACGAAGGUGAAUAACAUUAUAUUCACGCUUGUCAUAAUAUUUUCGCCAUCGACCUAGCUCCGCUGGAUAUGCAUGCCCAAGCGAUCAACGGUAAACGACGGAGGAAAAUCUCAAUUAAUAGGUACACCGAAGUUAACGUUAGAUGAUUAGCUUACGGUCUUAUUAAAAUAAUUAUUGAUGUAGUAGUAAUUAACUAAUGAUGUACCUAUUUAUAAUGUUAAGUAUUUAUGUGAUAACGUGAUCGUAUAUAAGAGUAAUAAAUAAUAUGGUCAGCACUGUAAAUCGAUUAAAAAAAACACACACACAAAAUUAGAGAUGUAUAUCAUCUUUCAAAACUUUUUAUUCGAUAUAUAUUAUAUUUAUUAUUAUUAUGACCACAAAAAUAGAUUUAUAGGUUUAUUGAUAAUAUUACGAAAUAGUGAAAAAAAAAUGUAAAUUCUUGCAUUGUACAAAUAAUAAUAUAGAUAGAAUAAUAUAAAUUCAUUUAUUUUAUUUCGAUCAAUUUAUUAUAAUAAUGAGCUAUUUGUAUUAUUAUACAAUAUAAUUCAAUGUCAAAGUACUAAAAAUAUAAAUUAUAUAUUCUAUAAAUUAACGCAGGGUUUCGUUUUAAAUAUUAUUUUCUUAAAAUUAAUUUCAAUUGUAUUUUUAAUUGAAUAUUUAUUUUUCUUUUACAAAUUGAUCCGAUCCUAUACAUUUUGAGAAAAAAAUAUUUUUAUGUUAUUCAAAAUUAUUUAAGAUGUAUUAAGGCUAACCAAAAAAACCUACUAACCCAUUAAUAAAAAAAAGAAACUAAAAUUCUUGAUAAAAAAAAAUAAUAAUAAUCGUACUGCUUACAAUCAUCUAUCAGUUCUUAUAAUAUACACCAUAAUAAUUUAUAAUAUCACUAUUAUGUAGAUCAAUUUAAUAACAUAUAACAUAUAAAAUUAACACACUUUUUAUCUGUCGAUUUUAACUCGUAAAAAAUUAUUUUAAAUAUUCUAUUAAUUGGAUGUUAAGUACAGUAUUUUCAUAGUUAAGUUUAUAAAUUAUAAUACAAUAAUUAUCGAUAUAAAUGUUAUUUUCGUGUACAGGUUACAGAGUGUCCCAUUCGAUGGUUAGCUUUUAUUUUUAUCACAGAGCGGCGUAGUACGUAUCUACGUCAUCUGACAUUUUUAUUACUGAAGUAUCGUUAUUAAAUUCAUCUUUUCUAAAUACUAAUGUAUAUCAUGUAAUAGUGCAUGUAUAUUGUAUAUACAUCGCUCUGGUAAUAAGAAAUAAAUAGGUAAUAUUGUACUUUGGCUUUAGCGUAUAAGUAGUUAUUGUAUUUAAAGCCAAAAUAAUUAUCCAUAUAUAUCCAAUAUGCUGUUAAUGGUAGUAUUUAAAAUAAGUUAUUACUUUUUAUAUUUAAAAUAGUGCUACUUCAAAUUAUUGUACUUAAAAAUAAACUGGUCUCAAAAAAAAAAAAAAAAAAAUCGAAAAAAAAUAAACUUAGAGAGAGUAGUUACUCUAAAUCCAUCGGUUUAUGUUAUAGCAAUUUAAAAAAAAAACUUCCAUUUUAUUUUUGUCAUCGACUCGAUUUUUUUUUUCAACUAUACCUACCUAUUUUUUUGUAUUUUGUAUUUUUAUUUUUAUCAUUAAAGUUCCUGUGAAAAAAAACAAACUUUUCCACUUGUUCUUGACAAAACUGAUCUCAAAAUAUAAUAAAAUAUUUUUUAUUAUAUUUUUAUUAACUAUCAGAAUGGCUGAGUUAUAUGAAUAUUUUACUGGAAAUGUAAAAUUUUGUUCUAAACCAAUGGAGAUAACUAGCACAACUCUGUUAUUUAUAUAAUAUAUGAUCGUCUGGGGAAUCGUUUGUAAUAUUAUACGUUCUGAUCCUAAUAAUAUAUUUCCGAGCCACAUAAUGUGUGAUUUUCCUAAUUGCAGUGUAUUUACUGAGAAUCAUUUUAAACCGAUCAAGUGCCUAUUACCUAUAUCAUUUUUAAAUAUAAAAUUAUAAACAUUUUCAAACGAUAAAAUAUAUUGAUCUAUCGCAGACGAGAUGAGGUUAAAAAAUAUACACAAAUAUACACAAAUACAUAGUCAUGUAUUAUAUAUUUAUCAUAUUAAUGACAGCUUCAUAUUAUCAAAUAUAAAUUUGUUUUCUCAUUUUUUUUUUUUUUGUUAAUUGACUUUUUUUUUUGUUUAUUCACUAGGUACUUAUAUUUACGUAAUCGAUGACCAACUACUCUAAUCCCUUUGUUUUCCAUGAUCAGAAGACAUAAUAUGUUUUAAACAAUAUAUUUAUAUUUAUACUCACUUUUUACUAUUAUUAUUUUAUAAAUUUUAAAAUCUAGUCUAGUAUCUACAAAAUAUUUCAAUACUAUAAUUAUUAUACGUGUUGCAGUAGUUUCCCCCAUGAAAAUGUAUAAGAACUAUAUUAUUAUCGUUAGACUAAUCAAUAAUAGUGAGAUAUAUUAUGUUAGGGAUCAAAUUACGUACUAGGUAUUAUAAGUUAUUAUGUAAUAAAAGUAUUUGAACGUAUAAGAUAGUUCUGUGUGCUUUUAUUAUUAAAAUUGUUAAUACAUAAAUCCCAUUAAAACUUAAUAUUACUAAAUUUUCAAAACUAAUAAUUUAAUAUAUACGCCGUAUUUUUGUGUAAUACAUGUCAAAAGUAUUCAGAUUAUUUUAAAUUUUUGACGAAAAAAUAAUUUAUGUUGAAUUAAAUAUUAAAAAUACAUCAAUACCUAUGCUACAACUAUAAUAUACACCUAUAUAUAUAUUAACAAAAUAUGUGUGUGUUGUACAUCUGUUUGUCUGAUGUUUGAAAUGGGUAGUAUUGAUUAUAUCUAAAACAAUUUUGUUUGUUAUUUAAGUUUUAUAAUAUAAUAUAAUUAUUAAGUUAUUUUAACGUAUUGUUUUUUAAAAAUUUUAUACUUAACAUCUAUGUUUAAUAUUUAGUAUGUUUUAUAUAUUAAGUUUCGAUUUAGGAACGUUUAACCUAUUAUUUUGAGUUGUGAUUUUUUUUUUGAAAUGUGUAUGAAUUAAAUAAAAAAACAUUAUAUGUGAA
Aphis gossypii (cotton aphid) is the source of this 4031-nucleotide messenger RNA. It is a transcript of the gene Ypel, whose product is annotated as protein yippee-like 1. NCBI's taxonomy places the organism in Eukaryota, Metazoa, Arthropoda, Insecta, Hemiptera, Aphididae. The coding region runs from base 381 to 740 and encodes 119 amino acids. The record is from RefSeq and is a predicted model, not a curated record. The transcript has 5 exons.